Messenger RNA from Brachypodium distachyon (stiff brome), 1708 nucleotides. RefSeq names its product mitoferrin. Gene Ontology annotation, molecular function: ferrous iron transmembrane transporter activity. Lineage: Eukaryota; Viridiplantae; Streptophyta; Magnoliopsida; Poales; Poaceae. Gene Ontology annotation, biological process: iron import into the mitochondrion. The coding region runs from base 198 to 1373 and encodes 391 amino acids. Gene Ontology annotation, cellular component: mitochondrial membrane. The transcript is spliced from 2 exons. The record is from RefSeq and is a predicted model, not a curated record.
AAGUAAGGUGCAAAAAUCAAAUACUAAUUGCUACUGCUAGUAGCACGAAAACACAAUAAAGAAAGAAGGAGAAUGCAAAAAACAGGACAAGAAUUGCUUCUUCAAAACUGAAAACAAAAGGUAGAGAAAAAGAAGAAGACGAGUAGAGGAGAACUUGGGGAAGAAACUGCUGCGACAGGACAGGAGCGAGGAGGAGGAUGCCUCAAGAUCGAUUUGACCACCGGGGCACCAACUCCUCCUUCCCCUCCCCUCCUCCUAAAUGGCGACAUCUUCUCCAAAUCUCGCAUCCUCCUCUUCCGCUUCUUUAUUCCACCCCCGAGUCCUCCUCCCCGUCCCCGACCCCGCUCAAAACCCUAACCCUACCGGGGCCACUAGCCAUGGCCGCCGACUACCGCACCCCGGACAGGCUCCUGCCGGCCGCCGCCGAGGAGCCGUCCCAGGACCCACCCAAGCCCGUCCUUAGCGUUGCGGGCCCCGCCGCCGCCGCCACCCACGACGGCCUCCGGUUCUGGCAGUACAUGCUCGCCGGCUCCGUCGCCGGUCUCGUCGAGCACACGGCGAUGUUCCCGGUGGACACCCUCAAGACGCACAUGCAGGCCGGUGCGCCGCCGUGCCGCCCGACCCUGUCGCUGGGGGCCGCGCUGCGCGCCGCGGUGUCCGGGGAGGGCGGCGCGCUCGCAUUAUACCGCGGCCUCCCCGCGAUGGCGCUCGGCGCCGGACCCGCCCACGCCGUGUACUUCUCGGUCUACGAGUUCGCCAAGUCGCGGCUCUCGGACCGCCUCGGACCCAAUAACCCCGUGGCUCACGCGUCCUCGGGGGUGCUCGCCACUGUCGCCAGCGACGCGGUGUUCACCCCGAUGGACACCGUCAAGCAGCGGCUGCAGCUCACGAGCAGCCCCUACACAGGCGUCUCGCACUGCGUCCGCACAGUGUUCCGCGACGAGGGCCUCAGGGCGUUCUUCGUAUCCUACCGGACUACAGUGUUGAUGAACGCUCCAUACACCGCUGUCCACUUCUCCACCUAUGAGGCCGCGAAGCGGAUGCUCGGGGACUUGGCCGCCGAUGAGGAGUCGCUCGCUGUCCAUGCCACUGCUGGUGCUGCAGCUGGUGCGCUCGCGGCCGCGAUAACCACACCGCUCGACGUUGUCAAGACGCAGCUGCAGUGCCAGGGUGUAUGCGGUUGUGAACGCUUCUCUAGUAGCUCUAUAGGAGAUGUGUUUAGAACAAUCAUAAAACGUGAUGGAUACAUUGGGCUCAUGAGAGGAUGGAAGCCAAGAAUGCUAUUCCAUGCACCAGCAGCUGCCAUCUGCUGGUCCACAUAUGAAGCCUCGAAGUCAUUCUUCGAAAGAUUCAACGAGAAGAGGAGAAAAUAGUUUGAACGUUCCUUUGAAGUGCGUGUAUUUUUCUUGAAGUCAAGAACUUCUAUACUGCGCCUCGCAAACAGAAAGAGGCAGCACCUGGAUGCAGUUGUUGUGCAGCAGAGGAUCCAUUUGAAAUGAUGCAUUGUGCAUCGAAAUCUGUCUAACAGAUGAGCUGUCUCUGUACCUUGUACCUUUUUUUCUCCCUAAGAUGAUGUAUUAUUUUUCCCAGCUCGGGUCGGGAUAGCAAGUACCAGAAUAAUUUUGCACUAGUUUGCUCAGGAACACGCUGCAUUUGUACGGCCUUCUGUGAGCCAGAUUCUUGAUAAAAUGAAAUGAUUUUUGUCACA